CCUCCCGCGGCCGCGACACGGCUUCCUCUGCCUCGGGACACGCAUCUCCCUCCGCCGUCAUCCCGUCAUUUUCCUUCCGCCUUAAGGAUAACGUCAAAAUUUAAGGAACCCCUUCAACCCCGUUAGCCAGCCCGCAAGCCUUCGUUUCUUCUGUAACUGAUCAUUUGGAACAGAGCAGAGAUCCUCGGAGUCCGUAAAGAUCGGUAAUCGACCAGCCAUGUCUUCUUCUCAUCCGGAGAAACCAUCCCAGAAUCCCACUGUUUCCUACCCGGAAGUCAUCCUCUCGAACCCAGAAGCCGCCUUGUCCUCGUCCCGAUCAUCUCCUGCUUCUUCCUCUUCCUCCUCUCUGUACCCUUCCUUGGACAUGCCGAAGGACGCCGUGGCGGAGAACCUUUUCCCGGAAUCGGAAGACUCCAUUCCCAGAAGCACCGGUGGGACCGGGCCGUCCUCCUCGUCGGAGCGAGUUCUGGUUAGGGUGCCGGGUGCCAUAGUCCACCUGAUCGAGCCCGAGAACAGUGUCCAGCUUGCCAGCGGGGCCCUCUCCGUGGUGGCGCUCGAGCAGGAUGGGAACGUGGUGGCCGUCCUUGCCCGCGUCAGCGGGGAUGGUGAGGAUGAGAUACAGUGGCCGCUUGCGAGGGAUGAGCCCGCCGUGAAACUUGAUGGGGCCCACUACUUCUUCACCCUCCGUGUACCUUCGAGCGGGGGCGAGCCCGGAGAGUUCGAGCUGCUGAAUUACGGGCUGACGAUCGCCGCCAAGGGGCAGGAGGGCCUGCUGCUGGAGUUGGACCGGGUCUUGGAGCAGUACAGUUGCUUCUCCGUACAGAAGGUGAAGAAGAUGGAGGGUUGGGAGAUGAUGGCACAGGACACAUCCCCGGAGGAGCUGGAGUCGGAGAAAGAGAAGAGGAAGAAGGUGGCAGAGAAUUCAGGGGCGUACUGGACGACCCUGGCCCCAAAUGUGGAGGACUACAGCGGGCGGGUCGCGAGGCUGAUAGCAAGCGGGUCGGGGCAGCUCAUUCGGGGAAUACUGUGGUGUGGGGAUGUGACUGUGGACAGGCUCAAGUGGGGGAAUGAGUUCUUGAGCAGAAGGUUGAGGCAGGGCGAGACCUCUGAGAUUAGUCCUGCCACCAUGAGGAGGAUCAAACGGGUGAAGAAGCUGACGAAGAUGUCCGAGAAAGUGGCCACUGGGAUCCUCUCCGGAGUCGUGAAGGUCGCGGGAUUCUUUACUAGCUCAAUUGUGAACUCCACAGUUGGAAAAAAGUUCUUUAGCCUCCUCCCUGGAGAAAUUGUACUUGCCUCUUUAGAUGGAUUCGGCAAGGUCUGUGAUGCUGUAGAAGUGGCCGGGAAGAACGUCAUGUCAACUACGUCAGUGGUAACAACUGGGCUUGUCUCUCAGAGGUAUGGACAGCAAGCAGGGCAAGUGACCACGGAGGGAAUGGGUGCUGCAGGGCAUGCUAUCGGGACAGCCUGGGCAGUAUUCAAGAUAAGGAAGGCUCUCAAUCCUAAGAGCGUCUUAAAACCAACCACCCUUGUGAAGGCUGCUGCUCAGGCAAAUUCUUCCGAGAUCAAAUCGAAAAACAAGAACGGCAGCUCGUAAUUUUCGUUUUUCUUUUUUCGGUUUUCCCUUAUCUUUUUUUUUUCCCCCUGUUUUCUCCGUUUGCCUGGCUUGUGGAAAUCGUGAAUCAGUUAGUAUCAAACAGAUAAUUUGUUCUCCUCUUUCCCUUCUUGGUUUUCUGUAACUUGGAACAGACGCAGCAGUAUUGGGAAUGUCGUAAUUUCUUGAUUCAUUUUACGGGAA
Molecule: messenger RNA, 1795 nt
Organism: Punica granatum (pomegranate)
Lineage: Eukaryota; Viridiplantae; Streptophyta; Magnoliopsida; Myrtales; Lythraceae
Source: RefSeq, a predicted model, not a curated record